Messenger RNA from Trichobilharzia regenti, 1648 nucleotides. NCBI's taxonomy places the organism in Eukaryota, Metazoa, Platyhelminthes, Trematoda, Strigeidida, Schistosomatidae. The record is from the annotation of a GenBank genome assembly.
UGAAUCUGAAAUCUGAAAUCUUAAAAUCGAUAUUGGAUAUUGGAGUGGUAAUACAAUGUAUACGGUACGUCAGCGUUAAGUAUGUAAAACAUAGGGUUUUCCCCGGAUUGAUCCAGGGUUUUUUCGCGUUUUUGGUUAUAAAGUCACUUUGCUUUCAAAACGAUUAUUCACGACUUUGACACGUUUUUCUUCGUCUUCGUGUUGUAAAUCAUUCAACAUUAACUUUGAAGCUCUGUGGUUACUAUCCCAGGAAUGUAAUUCAGAUUGCCGGAAAAUGCUAUGAGGACUUUAUCGAAUCGUCGGUUCUACGUUGUCUUCCUACUAAUAGUUAUUUCAUCAGUCUUAAUUUUUAUAUUUGCGAACCAACGGCGUUUAAAAUGUCAGUUUACGCAUUGUUUUAUGUCUCCGGAAGACUUAAUAAAAGUAUCAGAUUCUUCAUUUACUAGUGACAAUUUUGAUGUUGCUUAUGGCGAUCACAAAUCCUUUCCUGUUGUUAUUUACAACAGAAUACCUAAAACAGGCAGUACAUCUUUGGUCAACUUAGUCUAUCGACUUAUAGCAGUAAAGCGUAUUCAUACACAUGUGUUACACGUGAAUAUUUCUACAAACAGACAUUAUAUAAAUCGUCUAAGUGAAUUAUAUCUUAUCGAUAAUUUAACACAUUGGAAAAGUAUGUAUCCACUAAUGAUUCAUGGUCAUUUCGCUUACAUAAAUUUCGAGAAAUAUGGUACAUCCUUCAUUCCGGUAUAUAUCAAUAUGAUUAGAAAUCCUUUAGACAGAUUAGUAUCAUAUUAUUAUUUCAUACGAUAUGGUGAUGAUUACAGACCAUAUUUAAAACGUAGGCGUAUGUCGGACCCCGUCAUUCGUAACCAGACGUUUGACGAAUGUGUUCUAUUGAAAGGAAAUGACUGUAAUCCACAACUCCUUUGGGUUCAGGUACCGUUUUUUUGUGGACAAGCUGUGUUUUGCAGAAUACCUGGUAGUCGAGCUGCUUUAGAAACCGCUAAACGACACGUUAUUGAAAAAUACCUCAUUGUUGGUUUAACAGAAAACUUUGAUGAAAUGAUACAAAUACUUGAAGUCCUCUUACCAACUUUCUUUUCAGGCGCUCAUAAAUUAAUAUCUAAUCCACAGAGCAAUUGGUAUUUAAGACGUACAAGUCAUAAACUACCUAUAAGCCAAGCAACAAUUGGGUUUUUCCAAAAAAACUCCAUAUGGCAGGCGGAACAAGAAUUUUAUGACUUCGUGAGUAAAGAAUUUCACUCACUUUACAACAUUUUCCAAAGUCGAUCCUUGCAAAAAACACCUUCAAAAGAAAAGAUCAUAUUUGACAAAAUAAGUUCGUAAUUGAUGUGACAUAAAGAAUUUUGUAUCAUACUUUAUCUUUAUAACUGUAAACGCUACAUGUCUGUCUUGAUUUUUUCUUUUCCUUUAUUCAUCUUCGAUUGCAUUUAUAUAAAAUAAAUAAUUUGUAUUAUCACGCUGUGAAUCUAGAAUUCUAAGUAAUCUAGGCGUAAUCAGUAACCUACAGUCGAUAGGUAUGCGGAUUGAAUUCAGUUUCAGUAGCUGAUCUUUGAACACUUAUUAAUCAUAUUACCUUUUUGCAUGAAUAUAUAGGUAAUUCGUACUCAAUAGCUGGCCGAUAUAC